AUGAUAACUAACCUUUUUGACCAAUUUGCCUCACCCAGCCUACUUGGAAUCCCACUAAUCCUCAUUGCCAUACUUAUACCAUGACUUUUGGUCCCUACCCCCUCUGAACAGUGACUUUCUAACCGUCUCACUUCUCUCCAAACUUGAUUCCUAAAGACCUUUACAAAACAAAUCCUUCUCCCACUUAACCUCCCGGGCCACAAAUGAGCUCUUAUCUUCGCCUCAUUGAUAAUUUUCCUCCUCGGUAUAAAUUUACUCGGGCUUUUACCUUAUACAUUUACCCCGACAACACAAUUAUCAAUAAACCUGGGCCUUGCUAUUCCAUUUUGACUUGCAACCGUGAUCAUUGGGCUACGAAAUCAACUAACAGCCUCCUUGGCCCACUUCCUUCCGGAGGGUACCCCGACCCCUUUAAUCCCGAUUUUAAUUGUUAUCGAAACAAUCAGUCUCUUUAUUCGCCCCCUGGCCCUAGGAGUCCGAUUAACAGCCAACCUAACCGCAGGCCACUUGCUCAUCCAGCUUAUCUCAAUGGCUACCUCAACCAUAUUGUCCCUCUCCGUCACUGUAGCCUCGCUAACUUUUAUUACACUAGUUCUUCUUACCCUUCUAGAAGUUGCUGUAGCAAUAAUCCAAGCCUACGUCUUCGUCCUUCUACUUAGUCUGUAUCUCCAAGAAAAUUCUU
This is a messenger RNA of Nanorana parkeri, 682 nucleotides long. Lineage: Eukaryota; Metazoa; Chordata; Amphibia; Anura; Dicroglossidae. The record is from the annotation of a RefSeq genome assembly.